UGAUUAUUUUGAAAUGAGUCAAGUGACGUGAAUAUCUUUUAGAUCCAAUGCAUGUGAAUCAAUUGAGUACAUAUUGAAAUCAUAGAUACGAAAGAAAAAAGAUUAAUCAUAAUAAUUAAACCAUUUAGCCUUUAUUGUAUUUUUAUUUUAUUAUAAAGUAUUUAUAUAGUUAUUAAAUAACAACACUCUCCAGGCUCCACUUCUAACACUUCAACCCUUGCCUCCCCCCCCCCUCCCACAAUCUCACCUGAAACUCUCUCUCUCUAGUUCUCUCACUCACUCUCAUGUUCGGAAUCACAGCAAGACUCGAUGACCAAAUCGGCACCACAACCACGCCAACCACCAUAUACGUGGACCCACCUCCACAAGACCAGCCGAGUCACAACUCGGACCACCGUUCAAUAGAAACACUCGUCAUCGUCUUAGCCGUCAUCACCAUAUUAUCAGUCUUAGCCGGCAUCUUCGCUAGACUCUGCGGCGGCCGCCAUUUAUCUGACGGAGGAGACCAUGACAUCGAAGGUUGGGUUGAGAGAAAGUGCCGUAGCUGCAUAGAUGCUGGAGUCCCCACCGCCGCCUCCCCUCCUCCUUCUACACCGCCACCGCCACCUCCAGCGACGGCAGCAACAGUGGAGGAGCCGAGUAAACCAGCAGCCACCGAAGAACAAAACAAGAAGUGAAGUAGAAAAGGGUAAAACUACAUAAGCUUUCACCAUUGUGUAAUCGCAUUAAUAUGAAGACUUCUUUUUUUUAUAUGUACCUUAUUCUAUGAACAUUGAUUUCGCAA
Brassica napus (rape) is the source of this 784-nucleotide messenger RNA. RefSeq lists its product as uncharacterized. NCBI's taxonomy places the organism in Eukaryota, Viridiplantae, Streptophyta, Magnoliopsida, Brassicales, Brassicaceae. Bases 285 to 677 code for a protein of 130 amino acids. The record is from RefSeq and is a predicted model, not a curated record. The transcript has a single exon.